UUCAUUCAUAGUCUCUCUCCCUACUAGAUAUAUAAUUGUGGAUAGCUUUUCUUCCUCACAUCGUUCUCCCCGUCUAUCUUUGUUUAUCUCUUUCUCUCUCACACACAAACAAACAGACACAAAUCCAUGGAACAGAGCAAAUCACCUCAUGUAGUCCUGUUACCAACACCAGGGAUGGGUCAUCUCAUCCCACUUGUCGAACUCGCCAAACGACUGGUCCAUCUCCAUGAUUUCUCCGCCACCUUCAUAAUUCCCGGCGACGCCCCGAUCUCCAAAGCCCAGCAAGUUUUCCUUGAAGAUCUUCCAAAUGGAGUCAAUUAUCAUCUUCUACCUCUAGCUAACACCGACGAUUUACCCCCAGAUGCUAAAAUUGAGACCCGAAUGUGCGUCAUGCUUAACCGGUCCUUACCGUUCAUACGUGAAUCCCUCAAAUCUCUACUUUCAGAGAAUCAGGUUGUAGCUUAUGUUGCUGAUUUAUUCGGAUUUGAAUCUUUGGAAGUCGCAAAGGAAUUGGGUAUUUCUCCAUACAUGUUUUUUCCUUCCACCGCUAUGCUUCUCUCUCUUAUUCUUUAUUUACCGGAGUUGGACAAGAAAGUCACCUGCGAAUACAGGGAGAUGACCGAACCGGUUCUAAUCCCGGGUUGUAUUCCUCUUCAUGGAAGGGAUCUCUUGGACCCGGUUCAGGACAGGAAGAACGAUGCUUAUAGGCAUCUUCUUUCAGCCGAGAAGAAGUAUAAAUUGGCUGAAGGAAUCAUGGUGAAUACCUUCAACGAUCUGGAAUCUACCGUUAUAAAGACCUUACAAUCAAAUGAGGAGACUCCUGCAAUUUACCCUGUUGGACCGCUGGUGAGGAUGGAGAUCGGUUCAGUUAAAGAUCUUGAAGGGUCAGAGUGUUUGGACUGGUUAGACACACAACCGCCCGGUUCGGUUCUUUUCGUGUCGUUCGGUAGCGGUGGGACUCACACCCAUGCUCAGAUGACCGAGUUGGCUCACGGGUUGGAACUGAGCGAGCAACGGUUCAUAUGGGUCGCGAGAAGUCCUAGCAACGGAGUGGCGGAUGCGAAUUAUUUCAGUGUUCAUAGCCAGAACGAUCCAUUAGCCUUUUUGCCCGAAGGGUUCGUGGAUAGGGUUAAGGGUCGGGGACUAGUGUUACCGUCGUGGGCCCCGCAAGCUUUGGUACUGAGUCACGAGUCGACAGGAGGGUUCUUGACUCAUUGCGGUUGGAAUUCGACACUUGAGAGUGUGGUGAACGGUGUGCCUUUGAUCGCGUGGCCAUUGUACGCGGAACAAAGGAUGAAUGCGGUUAUGUUGACCGAGGAUCUCAAAGUGGCAUUGAGGGCGGAUGGAAACGAUGAUAAUAAGUUGAUCGGACGUGAUGAGAUUGGACGGGUGGUGAAAGCCUUGAUGCAAGGGGAAGAAGGGAAAGAAAUUCGAAACCGAAUGAAGGAUUUGAAGGAGGCCGCGGUUAGGGUUUUGAGCGAGGAUGGUUCUUCGGCGAAAAUGCUAGAGAAUGUAGCCAAGAAAUGGAAGGCGUCCAAGAUCAUUGGUUAAUCAUGAUGAUAUAAUGUAUGAACCUUUUUAAAAUAAAUAAUGAUGACAUUAUGAUAUUUGUUAUUGUAACUUUUUAGGCUAAAGAUUUAUGAUGAUGUUCUUUAUGUUCGUGUGGCCAUUUUUCUUUUUCUUUUUAUGUCUAAUGUUUUUAUGAAAAGUAUGAAUAAUGAUAAAUCAAUUAUAUCCA
Impatiens glandulifera is the source of this 1738-nucleotide messenger RNA. Its product is annotated as hydroquinone glucosyltransferase-like. Gene Ontology annotation, molecular function: UDP-glycosyltransferase activity. The transcript has a single exon. NCBI's taxonomy places the organism in Eukaryota, Viridiplantae, Streptophyta, Magnoliopsida, Ericales, Balsaminaceae. The record is from RefSeq and is a predicted model, not a curated record. The coding region runs from base 127 to 1551 and encodes 474 amino acids.